CACAAACGUGUCUCCACAGUGAGGCUGGCGGGUGUGUUGCUCACAGUGCCUUCACAUCUCUAAUAAAACACGUCUGAUUAACGCUGCGUUGAAGCUACUUCCUCUUUUCAUAUUCUCUGUUUAGGAAACACCUGCUGCACACACCCAGAGGUGGAGGGACAACGACACUGAGGGACUCAUGGUGGUCCCUGAUGUAAAAAAAAACGUGCAGAAUGUCCCCAAAAAAAUCACCCCGACCUUCAAAGAGACACCUGAAGUGAAGCUAAGACACCACAGAAUGAAGUCUGAAGAGAUUGUGAUGAUGCGUAGGUGUGAUGAAGGGUGAUGGGAGUGAGGUCAGUGGACUGUGACCGUGACAGACUAGUGAUCUUUUAAGUGUCACAUCAGUGCAGCCGUAUGUAAAGCAGAUAAGAGUUCCUGUGUGUGUAUGUGUGUUGUGGAUUUAAUUUCAGAAACGACUGAAGAAAGCUGCAGUAAAUACCUAAACCCAUGGGCCUGAAACAUUCUAACCCCCAGUUGUUCCCGGGGGACAUCGUGGAGUAUCGCAGGAACAAAUACUUCUCUCAUUUUGCAGUGUACUACGGAGAGAGGGAUGGAGUUCCUUACGUCGCCCACCUGACAUCUCGAGAUUCAGACUCCAAGCUGCCGCUCUUUGGCCGCGCUCUGAGGUCAGAGGUCAAACUGGAUCCACUGGAGCUGCUGGGGAAAAAAUACAAGGUCAGCAACAUGCUGGACGACUUGUUCUCGGCCCGGGACUUUCACACGGUGGUGAAGCCGGCCAUCGAUGACAUGAUGGGGCGUGAGGUGACGUUCGAUAUCCUGUUUCAUAACAGCGAGCACCAGGCUACGCUUUUCAGAUACGGAGUCAAAAAGUCUGAACAGAUCGAGAGAAUUUAUGAACACAUCAUGCCGGCCUGGAAGAAGCUGUUUGAGGAGAAAAAACUCUGAACAAUGCUUUACAUUCAGUUCUCAUCUCGACCACCAGAGGGCAACAUUGUUCUGACUUCAAGGAAAAUGGUCCUGCAUUAAGAGGAAGAACCAGAUAUUUAAUGUAUAUUGACGUGAAAAUUUGAGUAAAAACAAUAUUUUAAAAGUCAUUAUUCAGAGGAAAAAUUCAUAUAUUACAAGAAAAAGUUGUAAUAUGAGCUCUUAAUGACUUUAUUGUGACUUUUUUGCUAAAUAUUUACUUUGUUCUUGAGAUAGAAAGUCUCAAAGCAGUCUGAAAGCAGCUCAAGAAAAGUGACGUCGCUUCAGGUUACAAAGGGUUUAUUCAGUUUUUAUCUAUAAUUUCUUACAUCAUUUUCCCAUCUCACUAUGUUCCUCUUCUUAAUAUUGGAGUAUUUGUUUUGUUGUCUUUUUUCUUAUUUAAACCUCCAGUCACAUAAAGCUUUGUCUGCAUUUCCAGACCAGUUGAAUAAAUCUGAGCCUUAUUCUCAUAUUUUUGUCCAUCAUGACUGUCGGUCAUAAAA
Messenger RNA from Epinephelus lanceolatus (giant grouper), 1469 nucleotides. RefSeq names its product phospholipase A and acyltransferase 1-like (gene plaat1l). Gene Ontology annotation, biological process: N-acylphosphatidylethanolamine metabolic process. The record is from RefSeq and is a predicted model, not a curated record. Gene Ontology annotation, cellular component: cytoplasm. Gene Ontology annotation, molecular function: A2-type glycerophospholipase activity; glycerophospholipid phospholipase A1 activity. NCBI's taxonomy places the organism in Eukaryota, Metazoa, Chordata, Actinopteri, Perciformes, Serranidae.